Messenger RNA from Pseudocercospora fijiensis CIRAD86, 1141 nucleotides. RefSeq lists its product as uncharacterized. The record is from RefSeq and is a predicted model, not a curated record. Lineage: Eukaryota; Fungi; Ascomycota; Dothideomycetes; Mycosphaerellales; Mycosphaerellaceae. The transcript has 3 exons. Gene Ontology annotation, molecular function: acetyltransferase activity. Bases 25 to 1050 code for a protein of 341 amino acids.
ACAAACGGUGCUUCCGCAGCAGACAUGCUGCUGACGCAAAUGGCAACGAACGCCAAGGAUCGGCCGAGAUACAGCAAACAGCAGCUAGAGCGCUACUUUGAUCGAAUAGAGCUCCCGCAGACGUACCGAGACUCACCAGUCAUGUCUGAUCCUACUCUGGCGCGGACGAAAGAACACGGUUUGCCUCUGAUUCAAGCUAUGACACGAUACCACACUUCUCACAUUCCAUUCGAGAAUUUGCAAAUGCACUACUCGGGUACGAGAAAAAUCUCGCUCAAUAUGGACGAUCUGUACGACAGAUUUGCAGAUACCGUUGGGUGUGGUAGUGGUGGACGUUGCAUGCAGAAUAAUGGUUUCUUUGGCACUGUCAUGCGAUCUCUCGGCUACAACGUACGAAAUGGUGGCAGUCGAGUUUCCCGGAGCAUGUAUCCGGACACCUUUACUCGCGAGCACCAGGCUGAGACCUAUGACCCUUGGGAUCAUAUGGUAAAUUUCGUGAAAUUCGACCAGGAAUGGUGGCUAGUGGAUGUAGGGAUGGCAGCAAUGGGGCCAAACAUGCCAAUCCCGAUCGAAGACAACUUCAUAACGAAUUCAAUCGGUAGUCGAAAAAUUCGUCUCCAGCUCCGCGUCAUUCCAGAGCACGCCGCCGACGAUCUCGAAGACGCUCCGAAGCUCUGGUGUUUCGAUGUGUCCCAUUCGCAGAAUCCGGAUGGCACAGACAUUUGGCUUCCGACCUAUUGCUUCACGAUGGCGGAAUUUCUCCCUCAGGACUACGAGUGUGCGAGCUGGUAUACCACGACAUAUCCUCGCUCCUACUUCGCGCGAUGGCUUCUCGUCACAAAAAUGAUUUUGAGCGAAGAUGGCACAGAAGUCGUGGGUGAUCUAAGCCUGGUCAACAAUUUCGUGCAGAAGAGGAUUUUGGGGAAGAAAGAAUUCGGGCAAGAGCUCAAGACGGAGGCGGACAGGGUGACUGCGUUGAAAGAGCUUUUCGGAAUUACGUUAAGUGAGGAGGAUCAGCAGGCAAUCUCGCCUCACAUGAAGUUAGGGUAAACUGAGCGGGACAACUCCGGGUGAAGAGGUGAAUAAUAAACGUGCGUGCUUUCCCCCUCAUUUACCACCUUCUCUCAACAAUCUCGUUACC